This is a messenger RNA of Austrofundulus limnaeus, 909 nucleotides long. RefSeq lists its product as uncharacterized. The record is from RefSeq and is a predicted model, not a curated record. The transcript is spliced from 3 exons. The coding region runs from base 28 to 909 and encodes 293 amino acids. Lineage: Eukaryota; Metazoa; Chordata; Actinopteri; Cyprinodontiformes; Rivulidae.
CACACUACAAAGUUUGGAUUUCAUGCCAUGUAUUGGCUGAUCAAAGCAUGGGAUGAGUUUGUGGCAUCUGCUCUGAUAGUGGAGCAUGAUCUGGUUGUUUCUGCAAGGAAAGAAAUGGUGGGUGAUUGGUUCUUUGUGGUGGCAGGCUUAGUGCUGUUUAUAGGAAGCCUGAACAUGGACGUCCUGGAAGUGAUUCACAACUUUCUGUUCAUCCUUCUCACAGUUUCAACAAUCCCCCAGAUCCCCCUGCAAGGUUACUACAUAUUUUUUGGUGUAGACUGUUCUCUUUUCACUGCAGUCUCUGUUUAUGGCACAUUCUCACGUCUCAUUAACACCAUAGCAGAAAAAGUCCUCAUACCUGUAGGACCUCAGCCAGUUUCCUCUGAGCAGAUGAAGAAUGCACUGAAGUGUGGAAGGUCUACACAGGAAGCACUGCCCCAAACUGACCAGACCUCAGAUGCUCUGUUUUACCUUCUAAAUGGGGUUGCAGCUCUUUCAMCUCUUCAUUCAAGUGUGUCGAGUAUGAAUCCUUUCUUCCUUCGUCUGGCUGUUCCUUGGGUCCUGAUCUCUGGAGCYAUUGUCCAGYUCUACAUCAGCAGGCUCCAAGUCACAGGAGGUGACCGCUUUGGAUCAGUCAUCUCCUCCCUCUAUGUGGUUGUGUGGGCCACUUGGACGUGGUUUCGCUUUGCAGGUGACCUGGAUCAGCUCUACAAGGAGGCAAAUUAUGGAUUCACAGCAGGGGCCAUUGCUUUCCUGGUCAUCAAUGUUUUCCUCAUAAUGAUUGCUGCUUGUAGGAACCUGGUUCUACUGUUCCUAACAACAAUCAUGGAGAUUGUUCUUGUCUGUUUCCUUCUUUCCACCCUAKAAAACUUGCCAUACCAACUUGAAAGUAAGUCAUUCAACACCUAA